AUGUCUACGUCGUGGAAGUCGACACUGAAGCUGCCGACGUCGACUUUUCCUGUCCGUCCCAACCCCAAGUUACAAACGAUAUACUUUCGACAAUGCACCGAUGAGCUGUACGCCUGGCAAUCUGCGGAACGAGCGAAAGAGUCCACCUUCAUUCUCCACGAUGGGCCACCAUACGCCAAUGGCCCAUUGCACAUUGGACAUGCAGUCAACAAGAUCCUCAAGGACAUCAUAGUUCGCUACCAAGUCCAGCUUGGUAAACGUGCCGUCUACCGACCUGGCUGGGACUGUCAUGGACUGCCCAUUGAGCUGAAGGCUCUCGGUUCCGGCAAUGGUGAAGGCAUGGGCCCGGUCCAAAUCCGUGACAAGGCCAAGCGGUUGGCCUCCAAGACUGUGGAAGCGCAGACAAAGGGAUUCAAGGCUUUUGCCGUCAUGUCUGAAUGGGACAACAAGUGGACGACGUUGGAUAGUGGCUAUGAGGCAAGACAGCUUCGCGUCUUUCAGAAACUGGUCCGACACGGGCUGAUCUACCGGAAGCACAAACCAGUACACUGGUCCACCACGACACGCACUGCGCUCGCGGAAGCAGAGUUGGAGUACAAGGACAAUCACGAAUCGACCUCAGCCUACGUCAAGUAUCCGAUUGUUUCUGACUGGAAAGUGGUGCCGGGUUUGUCCAAUGUGCAGGUGCCCUUGUACGCAGCGGUUUGGACCACUACGCCAUGGACUCUCCCAGCAAACAAGGCGAUUGCCGUUCACGACGAGAUAUUGUACUCAGUGCUGCAAGUUGGCGAAUACGCACUUUUGGUAGCCAAUACGCGGGUCGAAGCUGUCAAGGCAUUCGUGCCUAAAGCUCACAUCUUGGUCGAAGAUAUUGCUGGUUCGUUGUUCGCUGGCCUGGAAUAUCACAAUAGACUACAAGGCUUGGAGUCUUCAGCCCAACCCAUCAUACACGCAGACUUUGUCACGGCAGAUUCGGGUACAGGACUUGUCCAUGUGGCCCCCGGGCAUGGCCAGGAUGACUACGAAGCCUGCGCUAAGCUCGGUAUCGAGGCAUUCGCGCCUAUCACAGACGACGGGCACUUUACCCAGGAGGCUUUCCCAGAAGAUCCCGACCGGUUGACGUCGGCCCCUACCAUUCUAGACGGAGGCAGCCAGGCUGUUUUGGAUAUUGUGGCAGAUGAUGUACUUGGCACCCAGGUCAUCCAGCACAAAUACCCCUACGACUGGCGGACUAAAAGACCAGUUGUGAUCAGGGCUACAGCCCAAUGGUUUGCAGACGUCGCGAAUAUCAAGGAAGAUGCACUCAAGGCCCUCGAAUCUGUCCGAUUUGUGCCUGAAGUUGGAAGGAAUCGUCUUGAACAUUUCAUUAAGGGAAGGAAUGAAUGGUGUAUAUCGCGACAGCGUUCUUGGGGUGUACCCAUUCCAGCUCUCUACAGCGCAGACGGAGAUGCCAUUAUGACAGAAGAGACCAUCGAACACAUUAUCGCCGUGAUGAAGCAAAGGACAUCCCAGGCAUGGUUCGCCGACGAUCCUGAUGAUCCGGCGUGGAUUCCUGCCAGUCUGCAAGGCAAAGGAAGCUAUCGACGUGGGACCGACACUAUGGACGUGUGGUUUGAUAGCGGCACCAGUUGGACCGAGACGGCGGAGCAGGCCGAUGUUUACCUUGAAGGCAGCGAUCAACAUCGUGGCUGGUUCCAGUCAAGUCUCUUGACAUACGUCGCAGCGCAGAAGGCAGACGGCGCUGACCGAUCCAACAUCUGCGCUCCUUUCAAGACUCUCAUAACGCACGGGUUCACCCUUGAUGAACAAGGGAAGAAAAUGUCCAAGUCACUGGGCAACACGAUAGCGCCAGAACAAGUCAUGGACGGCACACUAUUACCCAUGGUCAAGGGGAAGGGCAAAGCCGCCCCCAGGCAUGACGCACUGGGCCCUGACGCAUUGCGAGUCUGGGCAGCCAUGUCCGACUACACUACCGACAUUGUGAUCGGAACUGGUGUCCUCCAGUCAGCCCACAGCGCGCUGAUACGCUACAGGAGCAUCAUCAAAAUGCUGUCAGGAUCACUCCACGAGUCCGCACGCAGUGCGCCGCUCACUAAGCUUGACCAGAUCGCACUGCUACAGCUUUCUGACACCAUGACACAGGUUCAGGGUUCAUACGAAAAGUUUGAAUUCCACCAGGGGAUCCAAGCAUUGAAUCGGUGGUUGAGUAACGACCUGUCGGCUUUCUACUUGGAGUGCUUGAAGGACAGGCUCUACUGCGGAGACGGUGGAGGCAUUAUUGAGCCCAUCUUCAAUGGUCUUCUGCGCAUGCUUGCACCUAUCACCCCGAUGCUAGUCGAAGAGGCUUGGGCCCACCGGCCCGAGUGGCUGCAAAAGGAUCAAUCCUGUGAACAUCCAGCACGAGCAUUGUACACGGACCCUGUUGUUGAUCGUAGCCGAUUGAACUCCGAAGAGUCGAUCCUACGUGCAGAUUGGGAGGUGCUGACGCCCGUCCGAGACGCGGUCAAGCAGGCUUUGGAGCACUGCCGAACGCAGAAGCUGAUCGGAAGCUCCCUUCAGUGCUCAUUGGUUAUUCGUACCGAGGAGGGACACAAUGCUCUCACAGAGUGCUUGAGUCGCUGGCGUGAUGAGCUGCCCAGCAUUCUCGUCGUGUCUUCAGCACACAUUGACCGGCCAGGCCCGACAGAGCCGGCUUGGUCACACGAGCAGGCUUUCAAAGUCGCUGGAGACAAGGCUGUCCUGACGGUGUAUCCUCCAUCUGCUGCCAAGUGCCCACGCUGCUGGAACUACACGGCGCCCUCGGAAGACGAGCUGUGCAAGCGAUGCAACGACGUUGUUGCCGCGCUACCGGUGGCCCAAGCGACCCCCACGACACCCGACCGAGCGAUGAGAUCGAGCGAGGAAACGGGCGAGUCAAGCCAGUCGGGCAGCCUCCGCCGCGUCGCGACACCAUCGACCGCCACGACAGACAGGAGCCGCAAUGCGUCAGGUAGCGACGUCAUGGGUCAAGCUUCCAGCCCGGUUGGCCAACAGCCGGGGGGAGACUCGCUACGAAGUCGACGCCGGAUUAAGGGCCGGUCGACUGGUGGCUUCCUCCUGCAGGAUAAUCCCAUUGUGAACAUGGCCCUGAGCCUCGGCGAGUCUCGAGGUGCCGCGUCCAGACGAUAUGGGCCCCGAUCGAAUCCGCCACGUUUGGCACCUCUGCCAGAUCCAGCAUCUAAGAGCAACCUGCGGCAGCACUUUCAACAACAGCGGAGGACAUCUCAAGCCGGGUCGCCCAGGUUAAGUCCAGGGGCGUCAUCAAGGUUGCCGUCUGGACACCGGGCCAGCAGCCCCAUGCACUCUAGUCAAGACAAUGGCCACGAUGGGUCUUACCAAUACCAAUUCUCGGCAGCAACACUGGCCAGGGCACAGAAAGCCAAAGAGCACCUUGAGCUGCUGGCCGAGUACCGACGUCUGUUGACGAGCUUGCCGCCCCUCAGACCCGAAUACAAUACACAAUCGGGGUCUGCCCCUGGGUCGCCGAGUCUUGCACCCAAAGGCUCUUCUAGUACCAGCAAAGGGGGCCAGCUCACCACGACAAGGUCUUAUAACCCUUUGCAGUACGUCAGAAACCGAAAGGUGCGCGCACGUGAGCGCAAAGUGAUAGAUGGAGAGCUUUUAGGGUUUGGCGACAUUGAGAGCGUGAGAGAGUGGGUGGACAGGGUCACCGAGUCUGGCUACAUAGGUGGACGUGGCAGUGGUGCCGCUUUCACCAUGCCUCGUUUUUCGAACAACCAGGAAUUGAAUCAGCAGGCUUCCACAGACUCCGUACAAGCCAUGCGCGUGAAGCGCCCCCGAGUGGACUGGGUCUUCGACCCGAGCGAUAUGAUUGCUGACGCAUACUGGCUGGAGCAAGACAACCACAAGCAUCUUAUCGAGGAUCGGUUUUGGCGCAAGAUUUUCCCGCCACCAUCUCAGGACGCGCUGCAGCCUACUUCUGGCAAAGUCGACGAGGCUGAUCAGAAAAUGGUGCCUAUGUCAUUGACUGAUGCGGAACACGAUGAUAAGGCACACGAUCUGCGCCUUAUCCACACGAAUGAAAGUAUUGAAGGACGGAGAGAUCGCGCAAAACAGAAAGUAUACGACAUGAGGCCUUUCCAUCAUCGACACAAUAGCUCGGGAUAUGGUACCCAUAGCCUUCUGCGACCAAAAAAGGGCUCUGUCUCUGACCAUUCCGGUAGUGACAGUGAGCACAGGCCGGAGCCCAAGCGAUCAAGGACACGAGGUCGUCGGGACACUAUCACGAGCGACACAAGUGACCUGUUGCAGAAGCAGAUGAACCGAGUCAUGGCACAAGAAGAACAGGCGGAAGAGCUGGCGCACGUAACAGAAACGGAAGCCGAGCACAAGCUUGAUGAGCAAGGCUUGAGCUCGCCAGCAAAGACUCCAUCUGCUUCAGGCCAAACACACAGUCACAAUCACAGCCGCAAGACCUCAGUGGCCGACUACAGUGAUCCCGACACCAGGCUCAACGGCUUUCGAGCCCAGAUUGAAUCCUCCCUUGGACACAAAUCUGGAAGGCUGAGUCUGGAAGCCCCUCUGCAUCCGCGGCGAAGUUCUUUGAACAAAUAUCAUUCCAAUCCUGCGUCACCCCAGGUGGAGGACGAGAAAGAUCUUACAUCGCCUCCGAAGAUGAACAACAUUGUUUCGGCCGCCUCGAGUCGCUCGGGUUCACCUACUCGCAACCCUAUUUCCAAAAUAAAGAAGAAGCUCAAAGACAGAAGUCGUGACAAUGAGGACGAAUCGCAUUCGGACGCAGAGGAGGAUGGGAAGCGACAAGGCUCUUUCAUGCCUGAGCCGCCCUCACCCUCGGAAAAGCUUGCCACGCGCCGUACCGACGAAAGCUACAGGGCUCACCGGCCCACAAACUCGAUGAAGUUGCGCGGUGACGACCAGGGCAACGGCCUUCGAGGUCUGUUCAAGGGUGGUCCUCGGAUUGACACGGUCUUCCGCGGAGGUGUUGCUAAGAUAGGUGACAUUCUCUGGAAGAAAGACGGCAACGAGAAUGAAAUCGAGGGAGAAACUUCAGAGGAAUCUGAUAAUGACAAUGGGACUGGCCAUAGCAAGCAAACCCCCCCCCUGUCUCGUCGACAAUCCAGACGUGCGCAGGAAGACUCACAAGGCCCGAACGCGAAACACUUCCUCGACAGCUUGCCCGAGUUCCAUCACGUUGGAGAACCAUCCAAAAGGCCAUCUGGUAUUCCGGACUCAAAGUCUGCUGGCAUGAGUCUCUCACGUCCUGUUAGCAGACAAUCAGCGAAAUGGGAACAGCUAAAGCCGCCGCGUAUUGACGUGCGGGACACCUCACCCACCGCGCCCCCAUCAGUGGUCUUUGAGCAGGGUGAGCACGAUGGUUCACCAUGUGGGGGUGAUCAUGGCCAUGAAGCUGGUGGGUUCGGGGGCAAGGACGAGACUCUCAAGAACCUCAUCGAUGCGCAGAUGCUCGAUCCUCGAAGUCGGUCGGCAAGUCGGCAUUGGUCCAUUCACGACCAUGACCCAUCCCCUGAGCGCGCGAGGUUGUCGAAGCGCGAGAUUGCCCGCGUGCGCGCUCUCGUACUCAGCUCGGGUAUCAAAGCAAUGGAGAUCAACCGUCGUGCCCACGAGGAGCAGAAGCCACUUAGUCACGAGCACUUGGCCCUCACCCAGGACGACCCUCGAAGCAAGAUCGGUGGAGUGACAUGGGCAUCCAUCAUGACCCUCACCCCGGAUGUGACCGAGUUUCAGGACCAAGCUGUGGCAACCUGCGACAUGUACCCACUUGCCUCUCGUGCGCUCGGUGCGACAAUGCAAGCCUCGGGACAAAGAUGGCAAGCGUCCGCCGACAAAUUUACGUCGGAGACGACACCAAAACUUCAAGAGCGGAUUCGGAAAGUUUGCUCACGGUUGACGGAUGAUCUGUCCCAAAUGACGCGAAACGCGGCUGAUGAAGCCGACGAAACGAGCAAACAACUCGCUCUGGAUCAGCCUCUGAAAGUCAAGCACGUUGUCGACACGAUCGAGAAACUCCUCCGAAGUCGACGUCGACGUUUCCGCUAUCUGAGACGCGGUUUGUGGCUCGCGGUCGAGUGGGCUCUGGUGGGAUUCAUGUGGUACGUGUGGUUCAUGGUGAUGGUGGUUAGGGUGUUCCUCGGCGUAGGGAGAGGUGCAUUCAGCGCCGUGAAGUGGUUGCUGUGGUUGUAA
Molecule: messenger RNA, 6222 nt
Organism: Emericellopsis cladophorae
Lineage: Eukaryota; Fungi; Ascomycota; Sordariomycetes; Hypocreales; Bionectriaceae
Product: Isoleucine--tRNA ligase-like protein
Exons: 5
Coding region: 1-6222 (2073 amino acids)
Biological process (GO): isoleucyl-tRNA aminoacylation
Cellular component (GO): cytosol
Molecular function (GO): isoleucine-tRNA ligase activity; aminoacyl-tRNA deacylase activity; tRNA binding
Source: RefSeq, a predicted model, not a curated record